Molecule: messenger RNA, 1556 nt
Organism: Mercenaria mercenaria
Lineage: Eukaryota; Metazoa; Mollusca; Bivalvia; Venerida; Veneridae
Exons: 2
Coding region: 149-967 (272 amino acids)
Source: RefSeq, a predicted model, not a curated record
GCGAAUGUUAAGAUUUUUAUCAAACUAAAUCUAUAUACUUUAGCUUUUAAAAGUUAGUUUAGUCAAAGUUAUUGUAUUGCUUAACAAGUGCUUAUAGCUCCAUUAUAUUACAUUAACAAAUUUAGUAAACAUAAAAAUAAGAAAGAAAAUGGAAGAUAUGCUUCUCUAUUUCAUGAUUGUGCUAGUAUAUGUUGCCCGACCAGUAAUGAGUGAGUGCGCUGAAAAUGGAACCAGCUGUAAUAAGUUUGAAUGUGAAUAUAACGUAAUUCGGAAACUGAUUAAACUUGAGGAGAAAGUUUCCCAGCAGGAUGAAAAGAUUGUUGAGCAGAAUAAGAAACAUGUUGAGCAGGCGCAUAUGAUAGAAACGCUUUCAAGAGAGUUAGAAGGCAGCCGUAGGGCUCUAGAGUAUCAUAUCUCCGACGGUUCUGCAUAUAUAAGAUGGGGCCGAAAAACGUGUCCUAGCGGCGCUACUUUAGUUUACGAAGGAUACACAGCUGGAACUCAUUACACAUACAGCGGCGGAGCUGCACAACCUUUAUGUCUAACUACAAAACCGAUUUGGGGACUGCACACAUCGAAACAGGAAUUGGGAGCAUAUGUUUACGGAGCAGAAUAUCAAACAUCCUCAUACAGCGCAUGGAAUUACUUGCAUAAUCAUGACGUCCCCUGUGUCGUCUGUCGCGUACCUAACAAAGACGUGCUGAUGGUCCCAGGAAGCAGCAGUUGUCCGAACGCUUACAAUCUUCAAUACAGUGGCUAUUUAAUGGCAGGGUACUAUAGUCACGCGGCUUCCAGCCACUACCUUUGUGUGGAUGGUAACCCUGAAACAGUAGACAGGGGAUAUCAAGAUAACGACGGAUACUUACUUUACUUUGUCCAGGCUAUAUGUGGCUCUCUAGCGUGUGGGCCGUACGUCCUCAAUAGGGAGAUAACAUGCGCUGUAUGCUCAUUUUCGCUCGAAGCCUAGUAGCAGAGUUUACAGCCGUUUUUAUAAGUUUUGCCUCGAAUAUUCUUAACUCUUCACUACUUUGACUAUAUCACUAAGCUUAAUAUGAAUGAUCAUUAAUAUAUCUCAAACUUGCUUGACAAUAUUUAAGAGGGACAAGUGCUUAAGGUUAAAUAGUACCAUUUGAUAAAAUAUCACUAUAUGUUUUCUAAAAUCUAUAAAUUUUAAUGAAUUAAAAUGAAUGAAAUCAGCAUGUUCAAAAUUAAUGGAAAACACUUAUGCAUAUGUACAUGACUAUUCCGUAAUUAGAAAUAGGUUAAUGAAUAAGAAAAUGUCGCACCUGAAAGAUACUAAGGAAACGAUGUUGAUGAUAACCAAUGUUUUUAUCUUUUGAAUGCAAUAGCUUUUUUGAUAACAUCAACAUGAAUUUUAGUGAUUUGUUUAUCAUAUGCGGAUAGUUCUCUACAGUUCCAUGUAAAAUAAACGUACCUAGGAAGUAUGUUCGGAUAAUUUCUGGAUGUGCGAGAUGUGGAAGCGACUACAUUAUUAAAGGCUCUGACCUUACACUCGUACAAAAACAAAAGAAAAUAAAAUUUUCAGAUAUCAGAAA